Messenger RNA from Manduca sexta (tobacco hornworm), 2055 nucleotides. RefSeq names its product ATPase WRNIP1. Bases 378 to 2006 code for a protein of 542 amino acids. Gene Ontology annotation, cellular component: nucleus. Gene Ontology annotation, molecular function: DNA binding; single-stranded DNA helicase activity; ATP hydrolysis activity. NCBI's taxonomy places the organism in Eukaryota, Metazoa, Arthropoda, Insecta, Lepidoptera, Sphingidae. The record is from RefSeq and is a predicted model, not a curated record. The transcript is spliced from 9 exons. Gene Ontology annotation, biological process: DNA-templated DNA replication; regulation of DNA repair.
AAUACUGUCAUGUUUGACUUUAUAGCAGUGUUACGAUUUUAUAAUCAGAGAUUUAUAAUUUUGAUGAUAUUAGCCUAAAGUUUACGAGAAAAAUCCCUUGCAAAUACUCAAAAGAUUAAAAAAAUAAACAAAUCGUUUUUUAAAUAACACGGAUUCUUCAUAUAAGUACAACUAAACCAUUUUCUACACGAUAUUUCAACCUGGAUCUACGUUUUAUGUAGUAAAAAAUGAUCAUUACCAUAAUAAAGUAUAAGGACACGUAAUUUGUGCACAGAAGCAAACAAAGAAAAGCAAAGGCUACUUAUCGAAGAAGAAAUGCAAACAUUUACAGUAAACAAACAUUUUAUUUUAAUGUAAAUAUUGAAUUCUUUUAUAAAAUGUCUUCUGAAUCAGAAACUUAUACCUCGGGUACAGGUAUUCCAUGUCCAAUAUGCAAUAAAGUUUUCUGCAAAGAUGUAAUUGAAGAACACGUAAAUAAAUGUCUUUUUCUCAAUACUUCCGAACACAGUAGGGCAAAUAAACGAACCAACUCGCAAGUUGAUAUUUCUAUUGGAAAUGCCGGUCCAAGUAGCACAAAAAGGAGUUCACCUAUAUUAAAUUCUGCAGAAAAACGACUGAAACCUAGUACCUGGGCUUUAAAAAGUAAGGAAUGCCCAGAAGAAACAUUUAAUAGGAAAGAUACCCACAGUGAAAAAAAAGCUACACAACCUCUUGCAGAGACAUUGAGGCCAGUAAGCCUGGAUGAUAUGGUAGGGCAGGAGCAAGCAUUUGGUCAAGGCUCCAUGAUCCGUUCACUGCUUAAGCAGAGAAAAAUUCCUAAUAUGAUACUAUGGGGUCCCCCUGGCUGUGGGAAGACAUCAUUAGCAAAUAUUAUAUCAAACAUUUGUAAAGAGCAAAUAAAUACUAUGAGGUUUGUAAAAUUGUCAGCCACCAUGUCUGGUAUAAAUGAUGUUAAAGAAGUUGUGAAAGUUGCUAAAAAUGAAGCUCAGUUUAAAAGGCAAACUAUUCUAUUUAUGGAUGAAAUCCACAGAUUCAAUAAGCUACAACAAGAUACUUUUUUGCCUCAUGUGGAGAAUGGUACUAUAACUUUAAUUGGUGCUACAACUGAGAACCCAUCAUUCAGUUUGAAUAAUGCACUGCUAAGCAGAUGCAGGGUUGUUGUUAUGGAAAAGUUAUCUGUAGAGGAUAUAAUGAAGAUAUUAAUAAAAGCAAUUCACAGAAGUAAAGAUACAGUUAUAGCAAGUUCAAAAAAAGAUAUUGUAAAUAUCAAUGUUGAUUCUUGUCCUAGAUGCAUAAUUGAAGAGCCAUCUUUGCGUUGGCUAGCCGAAGUGUGCGAUGGAGACGCGCGUGUCGCUCUCGGAGCGUUAGAACUAGCUCUCGCCUCGCGAAAUGCAGACAGAGAUGUAGCAGUCUCUGGGCCCGCAACACUCACCUUAGAAGAUAUAAAAAACGGAAUCAAGAGAUCCCAUGUUCUUUAUGAUCGGAAAGGUGAAGAGCACUACAAUAUUAUAUCGGCGCUUCAGAAGUCAAUACGCGCGAGUGAUGAUAACGCCGCUCUUUAUUGGACUGUAAGAGCCUUGCAUGGGGGUGAAGACCCUCUGUACAUCGCGCGGCGUUUAGUAAGGGCAGCCUGUGAGGAUAUAGGUUUAGCUGAUCAGGGCGCUUUAGUUGAGGCUGUGGCUUGUUAUCAAGGUUGUCAGAACAUUGGCAUGCCCGAAUGCGACGUGUUAUUGGCGCAGUGCGCCGUGCGGCUUGCGAGGGCCUCGAAGAGUCGCGAAGUAUACCAAGCUAUGAAAAAAUGCCAGCAAUCAUUAGCUGAAACAAAAGGGCCACUCCCCCCCGUGCCAUUGCAUUUACGCAAUGCGCCCACAAAACUUAUGAAACAAUUAAAUUAUGGCAAAGGAUAUAAUUUGAUGCAUAAGAAUGAAUCAGGUUUAACUUAUAUGCCAGAAGGUAUGGAGGAUGUGACCUUUUUUCAACCAAGAGAAGAUUAUGAAGAUGAUUGAUAAUUGUUAAAGCAACUGAUAAAAUAAAACAUAAUAUGCCUAGUGUCAA